AUUCAAAUAAACACAGUGACGUAACUGCUAACAAUGGCAGCCAGCAGUUCGGCUGUAACGGUUCUGACUCCAAACGGGAGAAGACAAACAGUAAAAGUUGCUCCAAACACACCUUUAUUACAGGUGCUGGAAGAUGUUUGCAAAAAACAUGGAUUUGAACCCAGUGAUCACGGUUUAAAGUUUCAGAGGACGGUGCUUGACCUGACGCUGCCAUGGAGGUUUGCCAACCUUCCCAACAAUGCCAAACUAGAAAUGGUGACCAGCGCAAAGAAACAAGGUGGAGCUGAAAGCCAGGUGCGGAUCGCGCUCCAGAUGGAGGAUGGAUCUCGGCUCCAGCACUCCUUCUCCUCUGGACAGAGCCUGUGGGAACUGAUUACUCAUUUUCCUCAGAUCAGUGUGUCGGACCUGUCCGAAUCUGGAGCCACUCCUGCCUGUGUUUACAUGAGAGACGAGGUGAGUGGAGAGGAAGCCUUAAAGAAAACCACUCUUAAGUCUCUGGGUCUUACAGGAGGAAGCGCCAUCGUCAGGUUUCAGCUCAAAAAGGAAAAAACAGCAGCAGAGGGAGAUAAAACUGUUGGAGUUCCAGCCACUGUAACGGAGGCCUCACCCAGCCUGUCCCCUCAGCCUGAUCAUUCUCCAUUGGUUCCAGUGACGGCUACAGAAGUUGCACCAGCUAAUAACUCAGGUCCUGAUGAGCCAUUGGAAACCCUACCUCCGCUGAUUUCAGCCAGUGCUGCAAGCUGUGUUACUGAAGAUGUUCCAAAACCUCAGGAUGUGGUUCGACCUAAAGUCUUUCCCACGGGGAGUGAAAUAGCAGUGGAGGAUGGAGAGGAAGCCGGACCUUCAGGACUGAACUCUCACUCAUCUCCGUCCUCCGCCUCUGCACCAGCAGCUCCUUUCAUUCCUUUUUCUGGUGGUGGUCAGCGCCUCGGGGGGGUGGGCGGAGUCUCUGGACGCUCGCUGUCUUCAUCUUCUUCCUCAUCUCUGUCAGCUCUCACCACAACAGUGGAGUCACCCAAAGCCAAAAAGGCCAAAUCCAGCCUCAGCUCUAGCUUUAAAACUAAAGGAGCUGCCGACCUGCAGGACUGGGAUGGGGAUAACAAGGAAGAGUUUUUAGAGCCGGUGGAUCGGGAGCCUCUUAUCUACCACAUGGACUCUGCGUCCCGUCAGACUGAGGACCACAUGGAGUUGCCCGACGAGUUCUUUGAAGUAACUGUGGAUGAUGUGCGGAAGCGCUUUGCCCAGCUGAAAAGUGAGAGGAAGUUACUGGAGGAGGCUCCCCUUCUGACUAAAUCUCUGAGAGAAACUCAAAUGAAGGAGAAAAUGGAGCGAUACCCCAAGGUGGUCCUGAGGGUCCAGUUUCCAGACAGACAUGUUCUUCAGGGUUUCUUCAGGCCUCUUGAGACAGUUGGUGUAGUGAGACAUUUUGUGAGGAGCCACUUGGAGGAUCCUCAGAUGAGUUUCUACUUGUUCAUCACGCCACCAAAAACUAUUCUCAAAGACCCUUCGGCUACACUGAUAGAGGCCGACUUGUUUCCUGGCGCUCUUGUGUACUUCGGCUCAGACGUCAAAGCAGAUUUCUACAUAAAGAGAGAUAUUCUUGAGACCUCUGUUUCAGCCCUGCAAGCCAACAAGUCCAUUGCAAGCUGCAUGCUCCGCUCUCCAGAGGCCUCUUCCACUUCUGCAGCCAUCGAGGAUCUGCCGCCGUUGCCCUCUGAAGAAGCAAUCCAUGCUGAGCCAAAGGCUGUGCAGGAACAGCCUGAACCAUCUACACAUAAACAGACUGGAUCUGAUCCUAGCAAGGUGCCCAAGUGGCUCAAACUGCCAGGUAAGAAAUAGAUCCUGUGUUUGUUGAAGAGAGAAACCAGAGCUGUAGCUGGACCUUCGCUGGCCUUCUAGAGGUCCUGAUCCACCAGAACGCUUCUGCUCCCGGCUGGUUUUAGUGGAGAUUAAAGGCUGAAGAUGGUUGCUGUGAUUCAUUCCAGUCUGUUCUUGUAAUAAAGAACGAAGUGUUAAGUGAUGGACAGAUGAUUGAAUAAAGAUUGCCGACUAAG
Messenger RNA from Cyprinodon variegatus (sheepshead minnow), 2054 nucleotides. RefSeq names its product alveolar soft part sarcoma chromosome region, candidate 1 (gene aspscr1). Gene Ontology annotation, biological process: signal transduction. Bases 34 to 1839 code for a protein of 601 amino acids. Gene Ontology annotation, molecular function: protein binding. The transcript has 17 exons. NCBI's taxonomy places the organism in Eukaryota, Metazoa, Chordata, Actinopteri, Cyprinodontiformes, Cyprinodontidae. The record is from RefSeq and is a predicted model, not a curated record.